Molecule: messenger RNA, 1266 nt
Organism: Necator americanus (New World hookworm)
Lineage: Eukaryota; Metazoa; Nematoda; Chromadorea; Rhabditida; Ancylostomatidae
Exons: 11
Coding region: 1-1266 (421 amino acids)
Source: RefSeq, a predicted model, not a curated record
AUGAACAUAUACACUCCUGCUAGCGGUUUGUUCGACACCCACGUCACGUGGGAGGACAUUGAGGAAGAAAUGCAACGGGUGUUGGACACUAAUGCUUCAUUUGGACCCAACAAAACUGCUAGGAAUAUUGGAGAGGGCAAGGGCGUAAUGUCCAUAAUUGCACUUAUAGAGCCUGACUGGCAACGCAAAGACAAGGAUCUACCAGACAAAUUUGCGGUCAAAAUGGUCACCGCACUGGCUCUACAACGCGUUAUGAUGAGUAUGCUUGAGAAAACAAAAAACAUGGACUGCAGUUUCGUCACUCCAGAAUACAUGGCUGCCAUGGAAUACAUGCUGAAGCGUAUUCACAACACUGAGGUCACCGUGUACAGCCACUUGAUGAAGCUUCCAGAAGGCAAGGUUCCACUUGUGAAGAUCUACUCCAUGAAAAAAUUUUCGGAGAGCAAUCCACUCAAAGGAUAUAUAGUCAUGGAAUACGUGGACCACACCAAAAUGAUCCACAUUUAUGAAAAUGUCGAACCAAAGGCUCUAAAAAAGGUACUUCAAGCAAAGGCGGUCGUGGAGGCGAUGUCUCUUAAGUUCACUCAGGAGGAAAAGGAAGAGUUCACGGAAAAGCCUUUCAGUGAACUUUUUGCGCAUUUGUUUAGGAAAGACACACUCGGAAGCAUGAUAACGAUGUUACGACAGCUCGACGACGGCAAAUUAGCGGACAAAGCUGACAGAUUUGAAGAAAUUUUUCCAGACCACGCAGACUUGGUCCGAGCCGAUCGGAUACCAGAUGAGUUAGGUAUGCAGCGUGUUUUAUGUCAUGGCGACUUAUGGGCGCCAAACAUUUUGUGGAAGUCAGAACAAGGCGAUAUUGCUCCCGCAGCUUUGAUCGAUUUCCAGAAUGGACAUAUGGGUAGCCCAGCAAAUGACCUUGUUCGCCUGUUCACGACAUGCCUUAGCGGAAAAGACCGUCGAGAACAUUGGGAAGAGCUUCUGGAGGAGUUCUACGGAUACUUAAAAGAGGAAGCGGCUGAUCUAAAACUCCCAUACACUCUCGAACAGCUUAAAGAAUCUUAUCGGCAAUUCAUGCCGUUCAUUGGUUUUUUGGUUGUAAUUGCGAUUGGUUCCUACUUUGAACUAUUAUCCAAGGAUAUCGACGAGGAACAAAAGAAGAAGACUUUGAAGGUCGUGAUGGAGAAAACAAUAUGUCUGUUGGAUGACGUGCUUCAUUACCACGAUCGCAACAUGAAACUGAGGAAAGAAGAGCAAACCGUUUAG